Messenger RNA from Diceros bicornis minor, 3055 nucleotides. RefSeq names its product mucin 13, cell surface associated (gene MUC13). The record is from RefSeq and is a predicted model, not a curated record. NCBI's taxonomy places the organism in Eukaryota, Metazoa, Chordata, Mammalia, Perissodactyla, Rhinocerotidae. The annotation marks the transcript as partial. The transcript has 11 exons.
ACAGCUAGCUCAACCAGCCCCACCCCAGAAACUGCAACUAGUCCGUCUAGUGCCUCCUCAACCACAGCUAGCUCAACCAGCCCCACCCCAGAAACUGCAACUAGUCCGUCUAGUGCCUCCUCAACCACAGCUAGCUCAACCAGCCCCACCCCAGAAACUGCAACUAGUCCCUCUAGUGCCUCACCAAGCACAGCUAGCUCAACCAGCCCCACCCCAGAAACUGCAACUGUUACCACAACGACCACACCUACUACAGUAUCAGUAACUGCUUCUUCUACAAACACAUCAAGUCCAGUUCCAACUACCACUGUCACAUCUAAAGAAAGUGAAUCCACCCCAAACGCAAACAUAGUAACUACACUUACCACUCCCACCAUUUCCUCUUCAAGUGGUGGCUCAACCACAACUGUUUCUUCUCUAACACCAAGUAACAAUGGAUCAUCCACGAGCACAGUCACGGAAGGUGUUUCCUCAAAGACUAUUUCUUCAGUGACUUUCAACAGCGUCACUUCAUCAGAGAACAGCACCCCAAAACCUGGUACCACAGUUCCCAGCAGUCCUUGCCAGGGGGAUCCCUGUAGCGGUGGUUCUGCGUGUGUUAGUCUGAAUAGCACAUAUUUUUGCCUGUGUUCGGACGGGUAUUACUAUAAGUCUUCCACAUGCAAUAAAGGAAAGAUAUUCCCCGGAACAAUUACAGUAAAAGUAUCAGAAACAUCUGGCUUGGAAGAUGAACAUUCUGUGGCCUAUCAAGAAUUAUAUCAUGAAAUCACUACAUUUUUUGCAAAUGCAUUUAACAACACUGACUACGGACAGACUGUAAUUCUUAAAGUAAGCAUAUCUCCUUCAGCAAGAUCUGAAAUGCGUGCCGGUGACCAGACUGUUAAUGUAGCAGUAGUAAACAUUCUUGUAGAAACUACAAACGCAGAUGAGGAGAGCGUGUCUGAUAUAAUUGAAGAGGCAAUUAGAAAAUACUCAGGUGACAUCACAGGUUAUACCAUGCAAGAUCGGUGUGAUUACUAUGGCUGUAAAAAGACAAAUGAUGACAAUGACUGCAGCGAUGGUUUACUAUGUACAUGCAAAGAUGGGCUGGAAAGACCUAGCCCACAGAUCCCUUUCUGUUCUGCUAGUUCACAGUGUCCUGAUGGCUGCAAUGAAGAGAACAAGAAGCAAUGCUUACUGAUGGAUGACGGGAGCACUGACUGCGUGUGCCUGUCGGGCUACAAGAAAGAUGGUCAGGGCACGUGUCAAAAAUGUGCAUUUGGCUACAGUGGAGUCAACUGUAAAGACUCAUUUCAGCUGAUCCUCACCAUCGUGGGCGUUAUUGCUGCCAUCGUCCUUCUCGGCAUGGUGAUCGCAUGGAUCGUCUCACUGAGAUCAAAGAACAGAAGGCAGAAUAUUGAAGAACAGAACUUGAUUGACAAUGACUAUCAAAAUCUGAGACUGCAGCAGACAACAGGCUUCAGCAAUCCAGGAGCGGACGGGAGCAUCUUCCCGAGAGUCAGGACUAAUGUCUCCAGAGAUGGUCAGCCGCAGAAUCCUUAUGCAAACCGGAGAGAAUGGUAAAAAUCCGGAAACAUCCAUGGCCCUCAACCCAAUGUACGAGCUUUUAUUUUGAGCAUUUAAAAGACUGAUGGAGAAGUGAGCAGCCAUAAAGAUCUGGCCUUUGGUAUUUUUCUUCCAUCCAACAUCUAGCCUCUCUGAGUGGAAGUUGUGGGCAUUUGCUGUGAAUAGAGCUUGUUUGCUUACUGAGUACCUAUGAAAUUGAAUGCACAUAGAUGCUACCAGCACUGGUAAGGUAGUUGAUUUUCUCCAAUCAGUACAAUGGUUAGGUUUUUUUUUCCUGUUGGGGCAGCAAUAACCAUUUCCAACCCAGAGAAAAGCUCCCCAAGAUUGUUCACUCCUGGGAGAAUGUUGCUCUCAAGUUGAUAGCCUACAGAUGAGUGACCUAGUUCUGGGAGACUCUUACCAUCAGCUGUGGAGGUCCUAGAGGAUGGGAAGAGAUACUUUUUUUUUUUUUCUGGCGAGGAAGCUUAGCCCUGAGCUAACAUCUGUUGCCAAUCUUCCUCUUUUUGCUGAGGAAGAUUGGCCCUGGGCUAACAUCUUUGCCCGUCUUCCUCUACUUUAUAUGUGGGAUGCCGCCACAGCAUGGCUUGAUCAGCGGUGUGUAGAUUUGCACCCAGGACCCAAACCUGCGAACCCCAGGCCGCCAGAGCAGAGCACGCGAACUUAAUCACUACAUCACCUGGCCAGCCCCUGAGAUACCAUCUUUUAAGGUUCUCAAAGUUCAUUCUCUGACAAGUUAAACUAGGGCUGCUACUUCUAGCCAUCAAGGUAAGGAUUUCAUUAUCCUCGAACUGCCAGGAGCUUGUGACCUGGCCUCACACCAAAAGGACAGAAAAGAGACAUGUCUCAGCUUUUUUGGCAGGAGUGACUGGGCAUCCAGGACCUGUCUGAUGCCAAUUAGAAGGCCUGGACUAGAAAUGUCCACCAUGGGUGCAUUCUAGAGUUUUUGAAAUGCCAGUAGGUGGGAGAGGCAGGGAGAAAAAAUAUGACCAGAAGUGGGAGGAAGAGAGGCAGAAGGAAGCUGGGCUGGGAGGAUGAGUAAGGGAGAAGGUACCCAGGAUCCACCUGCAUUGUCAGAUGCUCCUCCUCAAGGAGCAAAUGGGCACUGCCUCUAAUUCAUGCCCUAUCCAAGCUCAGAGGCCAGGAAAAGGUGUGAAGACAAAACCCCCAGGAGCAAGAGCUUGAAGUCGCUUUGAAAUUGCAGCCAUUCUGUCUGGCUGAUGGUGAGAGAGGCGGCUUGUGCUCUGGAUCCAGAUGUCCAGCCCUGUGAUGCAGAUUCCAGCAGGACUUCCUCGAGGCCGCAGCCGUGGCUGGUGACACACACAGCCAAGAAUGGGGACAGCCACAUCCAGCACAGCCUUUCUUUACUGUGAAGAGUGUCCUUGUUUAUGUCUCAUGUCUGGUCCCCUUGCAAGUUAUUUUUAUUUGUUGUUGUUAUUAUUUGUUCUUGACUUGUUAACUGUGAAAGGUAACAAAUAAAGUAUCUUUGGUA